AUGGAUCCGGCCCCGCCCUACGACCACCGCCGCCACUACCCCGACCACCACCACCGCGGCCACUACCCCGACAACCACCACCAGCACCACCACUUCGCGGCGGGGGUCGCCCCCGUGCGGUCCAGGCACGAGCAGUACGACCCCUACGACCACGUCCCGCCGCCCUACAACCACCUCCACAGCCACCACCACCAUCAGCCCCCGCCGCGGGUGCACCACCAGCACCAGCAGCUGCCCCCGCCGCCUCCCCUGCCGCCGCCGCCGCCCCACCGCCCCAGCUACGCGCCCCCUCCCCCGCCGCAUCCUCCCCCAGAGGCCUACGCCACCCCACCGCCGCCUCCGCCGCCCUACCCCCACCCCCACUACCCCAACCGCCAGGAAGAGAUCCGCCGCGCCGCCGGGCACCACCACCACCACAGCAACCAGCCGCAGUACCAGCCACAGCCACAGCACCACCAACAGCAGCAUCAGCAUCAGCAGCAGCACCAUCACCACCCGCAGCAGCAGCAGCCGCCUGCUUGGAAGGAGGCUGAGCCCGACGACAGGCGCAGAUACGCCCCUGCUCACCAGGAGCCUGAGGUCGACAGGCGCAGAUACGCCCCCGCUCACCAGGAGCCCGAGGACAGGCGUAGAUACGCCCCUGAUCAACAUGAGGCUGAGAUCGACAGGCGUAGAUACGCCCCCACCCACCAGGAGGCCGAGGAAGAGAGGCGCCGAUAUGCCCCACCCCACCAGGAGGCUGAGGAAGACAGGCACAGAUAUGCUCCGGCCCACCAGGAGGCUGAGGAUGAUAGACGCAGCAGAUAUGCCCUCACUCACCAGGAGGCCGAGGAAGAGAGGCGCCGAUAUGCCCACCAGGAGGCCGAGGAGGACAGGCGCAGCAGAUACGGCCCUGCCCAUGAGCACCGUCUCUCGCCGUCCGAACCGCGCAAGAGACAGCGGUGCGCCUUACACGACGGCGGAGGCGACCUGGAGAGCACCUCCAGCUCCGGCCAGCCGCAUUCCCGCCAUCUGAGGCAGCAGCCACACCCCACUUACGCACCGGUCGACAGUUACGUAGACAGGGCCCCCGCCCAUGCUGGCUACAGCCACGAGAGCUUCUCGACGCACAGCGACAGCAAGGGGGGCAGCAGGAAGGUAGAGAUGCCUUCGCGGACGGCGCUGUCUGGCUCGCCACGUGCCACAGUUACUGCGCAGCCAAGGGGCACCCCGCCGCAGAAGCCCGCAGCCCCUAGGAGGCUCUCCGUGUGGCAGCGGAUAGAGGAGAGCCCUGCUUCUGUGGGGCAGCUGCCAAAGAUUUCCCCGUCCAAGUCGAGCAAUGCAGGGUCUGCUUCCAAGGAACUGGCCAGCGUGAUAUCCGUGGACUGUAAGGCCAAGAGCACCAGUAGUAAUGAUGGUGACAGCACUAAAUCAGUAAAGAAGGAUGCUGGAAAGAAGGUGUUGUCCUCGGUUCUUGUGAAGCCUUCGCCGCCCGAGUCCAAGGAAAAAGAAAGGAGUGCGGAGAAGCUUCCCGGAAAGAAUGAUAGUAAUGUUCAGAAGAACGUGGCAGGUUCCCCUAGUAAAAGUUUGGGCUUAACUGGCCGUCCUGUGGCUGGUGUGAAGAAAGUGAAGAAGAUAGUUAUCAAGAAGAUUGUUAGGAAGAUUGACGGCACAGUUGUCUCUGAGAAGAGGGAUACUAUUGAUGCUAAUGCGAAUGCCUCUGAGAGAGAAGAGGGUGAGAUCAUAACGUCAUCGCUGGAAAAGGAUGUCGUAUCUGAACAUAAUUUAGUUAGCACUAGUGGUACAGCUGGAGCCAGUAAUGGCGCGAAUCUCCAGAAGGGCGAAAAUAAUAACUUACGCAAAAGGAAAGCUACUUCUUCAGCCAUCGAGCCCAAGAGAAUUCUCGAUCCAGCAAGUCUUAGUGGGAGUAAGCAUCCUGGAAAGGGAAACAAUAGAAGCACCAGGGAUCCAGGUGAUAAUAAGGCUGCUUCAGCCGUUAAAUCUAGGGAGGCGAUUGCUACAAGACACAGUGAGCGUCCUGGGAAAAAGGAUAGGAGCUCCAUGGAUUCAGGUGUUAGGAAUGCAACUCAUGUGUUUGCGAAUGGUAAUCAUCAGAAGGAGGAGGGUGAAAUCCUGUCUCUUUCAGGUGAAAUGAAUGCUGCAGUUGCAAGUAAACCCGUGAGAAUUUCUGAUAGUCGUGAAGAUUCCAGCAGAGGGAGCAAAGUUCCUAAGGAUGCGAAUAAAGAAAAUACUGUUUCCUUGAAAGGAGUUACGGUAAAUCAUGGUACAGCAGAAAUUUUUGGAAGUGAGAAUGCUAGGAGGGAAGACAAUGACAUCUUCACUGACACAAAUCAAGAGGUUGUCCUCCCUGUAAGCAAUUCCACUGUAGUUCCUAGUACAGCACAAGUCACAAUGUGCGAGAGAAAGGGUGCUCAGAAGAAUGAGGGUAUGAUUCUGACUGGUUUAGGUGGUCAGGAUACAUGGGAGGAAGAGGGUAACAUGCAUCCAAUGUCUAUUAGUUGUCGGGGAAUUCUUAACACUAUGGAAAUUAGCGCCAAUGAGGAUAUCCAGAAUAAAGAAGGUAGAACGCCCAUGGAGUCAAGCAAAGGUAAUGUUUCUGUGACACACCAUGUGAAGGCUUCUAAUACAAGAGAACUUGAUCUGAAUCAGGAUAACAGGAACAAAGAGAGCCAAAUUCCCAUAGAAUUUAGUCAAACUAACACUUCCAAAAUAACACACCACUUGGAAACUCCUAAUACAUCAGAAGCUAUUAUGAGUAAGUUUGUUGGCAGAGAUUUCUUUAAUCUGCCAUCUUCCAGAAAUGUUGAAAGCAGGAAUGUGGCGCCAUUGGAUAAUGAUCGUUUGGAGGAUUCAGCAGGUAGUGUAGCAAGGGGUGCUCAAGCUCAGGUAGCAGAACUGAUAAAUCUCCAUAGAGGCCAUCUGUCUCCUGAGAUUGAUUUUCCCUUGGUACUUUCCCGUGAAUCUUUAUCUGUAUCUGGUAACAGCGAGCAGUCUGUUCCUACAGCUUUGACACUUGGCAGCAAUUUCUAUUUUAGUAACACAGAAAGUGAGGGACAUCAUGAGGAAAGCCUUGAGCUGCUGGAAGGACAGAAAGGAUUGAAUGAUAGUCUUGUAAAAAGAAAAGCUGUAACCGAUGAUGAUUUAAUCGGUGUAGGUGCUCAAAAUUGGCUGACCUUACCACCGGCUGUCAACAGCAUUUCUAUGUCUGGGAAGUUUCUUACUAACGAUGCUAGUGUUAGGGAGGAUAGGAUAGGUUUGGAUCACAGCAUGGAUAAUGACAUUUACAUUAGUCAGGAUCAUGAUAUUGCACAAGAUAUGGACCAGUGUGGAAGUGUGGAUGCUUUCUCUAGUCAGGUUAACAACAUUAAUCUAUCUGGUGGUGACAUGCCGCCAUCACCCAAAGAGACUAGUGGUGAUGUCGAGAAUAAUGGUGGGAUAGUUCUCUCAGGUUUGCAAUCUGUUAGUUCAAUAAAUGUUGUCGAUCAAUAUGCUCAUCAAAUGGUGGAUAUUCCUGCUGGUAACCCAAAUGAACCUGCUAUUCAAGCCGUAGAAUCUACUGAUGUGAUGGAUGCAGAGCUAGUUUCUCCUCAGGUAUCCGUUGAGCCAGAUGCAGAGCUAGUUUCUCCUCAGGUAUCUGCUGAGCCAGGCGCAGAGCUAGUUUCUCCUCAGGUAUCCGUUGAGCCAGAUGCAGAGCUAGUUUCUCCUCAGGUAUCUGUUGUGCCUGAUACAAAGCUAGUUUCUCCUCAGGUAUCUGUUGAGCCAGAUCAUACAUAUGACAGUAGUGCUGAAGGUCCUGUGGUUGACUCAAGCACAAAGCAGGAUUUGCUGUCUUCUUGGAUUGAAUCCAUUGUGUCAGAAGCUAAAAAGGAAAAUCAACCAUGCAAAUCUACUCCACCUCCUAUUUUUUUGCCAGACAAGUUACUAGCACCAAAUGAGGAUAGCAGGAGAUCAGUAUUAGACUCGGUUGGAAACCCUGUGGUAAAACCUCCCCUGAUGAAUCGUACAACCUCUAUGCCUUCCAAGGUUGCUCCUAAACAGGUGAAUUUGCCCAGUUCAUCCCGAGAGCCCCCCCGCGCAAGUUCAAAUCCGAGGCACAAGACAUGGCAUCGUGGUGACAUGGCAACUUCUACAUCUUCGCAUGGUUCACAGCCUUCAGGAUUACCCCCUAAACAACCACCGAGGAGGAAUGACAAAACUUCGAACUCUUAUAUACGCAAGGGUAACGCCCUUAUUAGAAAUCCAGCAACAGGAAAUCUUCCUCAUUCGUCUUCUUCUUCUAGUCUGGAUACUCAGACUAAGUUGAAUAAGCCUGUGACGAGGAGAAGCAUGAACUUUGUCAGGAAAGUUGAUUCAAGUGGUUCUGUAGCACGUUCUAACUUUACAGUUGAAAGACCAAAGACUCCUCCUUUACCACUUCAUGCCAAAUCCAUCAAUUCAAUCACAAACCUUUCGGAGCAGUUACCUAAAACUUUGCCCAAGCAACUUGUUCCUGAAACUGAAAAGGAAGAUCCCGUAGGGCAGUUAAACUCAGGUGCUGAUAUCCCAAGCACUCAAAGUGCACAAAAAUCUGAAGCCUCAGAUGUUGGUAAAGUGGUUUAUGUUAGACCGAAAUCAAAUCAACUGGUUGCUGCACAGAGGCAGCACCCUGAUGAUCCGAUCAACAGUUCCAUGGAUAAGGUUCUAUCACUGCAGCCACCCACAGCCUCUGAUUUAUAUUUCAAGAAAAGGAAAAAUCAGAUUGUUUUGAGUUCCUCUUCCUCUGAUGGUCAGAACCCAAAAGCGGUUACUCCUGCUGAGAACUUAAAUUCAGGUGAGAAUAAAGGUGUACAAAUUGUGUCCUCAAACAAUGCUAUCAGUGUGUUAAAGGGCAGACCACAUAAAGCUUUUCAGACAACAAAUAAUGUGGGAACUUUCUCUCACGUGUGGACACUCAGUGGGCAACAACCACAGAGAAAAGGGCCUGUGGGAACUAGUUAUAUGAAGGUCUUCCCACGCAUACUUCCAUGGAAAAGAAAAGUAUACUACAAGAAUUUUACAAGCAGUCACACUCAGAAUGUGAGCUCCUUACGAAUAGUCAGGAAAUUACUGCAAACAAAGAAGAGAGAUACGACUUAUACUGUCUCAACUAAUGGGUUCUCUAUACGGAAAUCUGCGGUUUCAAGUGUUGGUGGAUCAAGUUUGAAAUGGUCACGAUCCCUUGAGAAGCGUUCUCAAAAGGUUGACGGGGAAGCUUCAUUGGCAGUUGCUGACGUUGAAAGAAAGAGAGGAGUUAAACGGAAGCGGCAAUCUCUCCGUUAUACACGAAAAAUUGAUCAAUACUCUCCUUCUGUUGCUGGCAAUCAAUUAAGAAACAACAAUCAAGGAUCUUCAGAUUUGACGAAGUCAUCAAGUUGCAAUGAAUAUGUGCGUGUUAGCAAAGGUAACCAACUGGUGAGGAACCCGAAAAAGGUAAUCCGCAUGCUAGCAAAUGAGAAAGUUCGAUGGAGUUUGCACACUGUUAGAUCACGCCUGGCAAAGAAACAACAGUACUGCCAAUUCUUCACACGGUUUGGCGAGUGCAAGAAGCCCGGGGGAAAGUGUCGUUAUAUUCAUGACCGUGCCAAAGUGACUAUUUGCACUAAAUUUCUUAAAGGCCUGUGUUCUGAUACUAGCUGUAAACUCACUCACAAGGUCCUUCCGGAAAGGAUGCAAGAUUGUUCUUAUUUUGUGAAAGGCUUCUGUACCAACCCAGCUUGUCCCUAUAGGCAUGUGAAAGUGAACUCUAAUGCUCCUGUCUGUGAGGACUUCCUAAAGGGAUAUUGUGCAGAUGGUGAUGAGUGUCGUAAAAAGCACAGCUAUGUAUGCCCAGUCUUUGAGGCAACAGGGGAGUGCCCGCAGCAAUCUACGUGCAAGCUUCAUCACCCCAAGAAGACGAUCAAAUCUAAUAAGAGAGGCAGACCAGACACCCCUCAAAACAGUAGCUGGGGACGUUAUUUUGACACCAGCCUUGGACAAAGCAGCGAGACGAUCAAAGUUUCUUCAGAUCAAGACGACAGACCGAAACAGCAGCGUGUUUUCUCUGACGGGGACUUUAUGGACUUCAUCACGCUCGACACUGAUGGCGACGAAGUUGAUGCAUUGGACAGCUUACAGCUGAUGGGAUUGGGCUCGGGGGAUCUGAGUGCAGAGGCACAGGCUGAUAAUCUUGAUGCGCUGAUCAAGCCUCUCCGGAUCAUGAGAACUGCAAGAGUGUGACAGAAGCUGAUGGCAGAAACUGAUGGAAUUGGAAUGUCGGGAACUUCGAGAUCCUGAUGCACAAGUGAAGCCGCUUCGGAUAGCAAGGAUACAAGUUUGACAGCUGAGGGGAGUAUGGUAAGGCGAUCUCAAGUUUUGGGCAUGCAGAUUGAUAACGAAGCACCAUAAUCAAGCUGCUGUGGGCGAGAAGAGCAAGAGUUUGACAAGUUCUUUGAUCAUCUUGGAUGCUGCUGUUGAUACAUAGCUUUGCUGCACCUUUGUUUCAGAGCUAUCUUGAGAAGAUGAGGGCGCUGACUGGAUUUUCUGUUUUGGUAUAUCUAUACAGAUAGGGAAGACAUGUCUUGUUUAUCUUUUUUCUUUCAUUUUUAACAGCUCACUAUUAUCCAUCUUGUAUACAGGUUUCAUUCUUUAAAGCAGAGAAUGAGAGCAACUUGUUGACUGUUGUAUUACCUAUGUUAGUUGAAUGUAGAAAGGACAAAAUAUGUGAAAGAAGAAAUGAAACUUUAUUUCGAUA
Lolium rigidum is the source of this 6748-nucleotide messenger RNA. RefSeq lists its product as uncharacterized. Gene Ontology annotation, molecular function: metal ion binding. The record is from RefSeq and is a predicted model, not a curated record. NCBI's taxonomy places the organism in Eukaryota, Viridiplantae, Streptophyta, Magnoliopsida, Poales, Poaceae. Gene Ontology annotation, cellular component: nucleus. Bases 1 to 6234 code for a protein of 2077 amino acids. The transcript is spliced from 9 exons.